GAAGCGCACGUAUUCCCUCAAUUUUUGAGACUCUCUUCAGCCUCGGAGCUUUGUCGCCAAUGGAGAGGCUUCUGCAACCACCGUCGUCUUCUUCUUCCCCCAAAUUCCCGUCGAGGGCUUCUCCUUUCCUUCCUCGUCUCCGCUCAUCGAGCCUCGGCUUCCUCUCCUCGCGCCGCCCCGAGUCGCGCCGAGUCAGCUCAACCUCCUGCAACAGUUUCCACAACCAAUCGGGUUACACGACGCAUAAGGGAUCUAACAGAGCUAUCAAUUCCAAUUCCUUGAAUGGGUCUCCGUGUUCGGGUGAAUCGAAACCUAAUCCUGGAUCUCUCCAACGGAUCGUGGGGGCAGUAGUUUCUGAGAAUCGAAAGACGUUAUCUACUGGAACAGUUAUACUAAUCUCUGCAGUAGCUGCGCUUCUGCUUAACCCUCUUCUUGCACCACCUGCUUUCGCCAGCUUCCAGACUGCAGCUAAAUCCGGCUGGCUAACGAGUGCCUGGACUGGUUUCCUCGCCGGUUGCUUACAUACUCUCUCGGGACCUGAUCACCUCGCUGCUUUAGCUCCGCUUUCGAUCGGACGCACGAGGAUGGAGAGCGCUGCCGUUGGAGCUCUCUGGGGAUGCGGGCACGACGCUGGUCAAGUCAUCUUCGGUUUACUGUUUCUUCUGCUCAAAGACCGGCUUCACAUCGAGGUGUUGCAGACUUGGGGUACGAGAAUCGUGGGGCUGACGCUCGUCAUCAUCGGUGCUAUGGGAAUCAAAGAAGCUUCCGAAGCAGCUCCGGAGCCUUGCGUGGCCUUGGAGACCGACGUGAGCGGCAUGGUGGCAACAGAGAAAGAAGCCUUGUCGUCGCCGCAGCAGCCCAAAAAGAAGAAGAUCGGGUUUGCUACGUUUGCAACUGGAGUGGUUCACGGGCUACAACCUGAUGCUCUGAUGAUUGUUUUGCCUGCGUUGGCUCUGCCGUCUCGGAUAGCAGGGUCUGCGUUUCUGCUGAUGUUUCUGGUUGGGACGGUUGUGGCGAUGGGGAGCUACACGGCGUUUAUAGGGUCUUGUAGUGAGGCGUUGAAAGAAAAGGUGCCGAGGAUCACUGAGAAGCUGACUUGGGUUUCGUCUCUGGUUGCUAUUGCUCUUGGGUUGGGGAUUGUCAUCAGCCCUUUCUUUGGUUUUAGCCUCUACUGAGAACAAAAGUUUAAGCUUCUUCAAGUAUUUGUAGCUACUCUACUACAAGUUAAGAGAGUUUUUUUUUGGUCUAUUCAAUUUACUACUAGUGCUUGUAUGAACUAAAUCUCUUGCUUUUGAACUCUACUCGGAGAAAGACUGUGUCGUGAUUAUUUUUAUUUCUUUUUAAGACAAGUUUGGUUUUUUGGUUUGCA
Molecule: messenger RNA, 1369 nt
Organism: Raphanus sativus (radish)
Lineage: Eukaryota; Viridiplantae; Streptophyta; Magnoliopsida; Brassicales; Brassicaceae
Product: chloroplast protein FOR GROWTH AND FERTILITY 1
Exons: 2
Coding region: 60-1175 (371 amino acids)
Source: RefSeq, a predicted model, not a curated record